AUGGCCGAAGGAAUCGCCUUUGAAAUCGCCGGAAAGCUCAUUUCUGAACUGAGCUCCCAUGUUAUGGAGCAACUUGGCUUGUGGUGGAAUUUCAAAGACGACCACGACGACCUCAAAAGCACCAUCUCCGCAAUCAAAGCCGUGCUUCUCGACGCGGAAAAGCAGUCCGUGACCAGCGAACUCGUCAAAGAUUGGCUUGCAAAGCUGAAAGAUGCUAUGUACGACGUGGAAGACUUGCUGGAUGAUGUCCGUACCGAAGCCUUGCGGAAGAAUCUGAUGAGUGGGAACAAGUUCACCAAAGAGGUACGCGUUUACUUCUCGAGAUCGAACCCGUUUACUUAUGGUCUGAAAAUGGGACGAAAAAUCAAGGCCAUCAAGGCCAGAUUUACUUCCAUUCAAAGUCAGGCCAGCAUGUUGAACUUGGUUCAGCGUGACCAUCCUGUGGAAACCUCUUUCAUGGCCAAAAGGAGGCGGCAGACGCACUCUUUUGUGUCGAAAGGUGAAAUCACAGGGAGGGACGAUGACAAAGCAGCUCUUCUAAGACUCUUGUUGGAGUUUCAAAGCGAAGAGAAUGUUUAUGUCAUUCCCAUGGUGGGGAUCGGAGGCUUAGGCAAGACUGCGUUGGCGCAGUUGGUCUAUAACGACGAAAUUGUUAAAAACCACUUCGAGUUAAGGAUGUGGGUCUGUGUUUCUGAUGUUUUUGAUGUGAGAACAAUUGUAGAAAACAUCAUUAAAUCUGUAACUCAUCAAGCACCUGGUCAAAAUCUCGAAAUGGAUCAACUGCAAAAACAACUUCGGGAUAAAAUUGACGGGCAAAAAUAUUUGCUUGUCUUAGAUGACAUUUGGAAUGAGGAGAGGGAACUAUGGAUUAGCUUAAAGAAGUUACUGAUGGGUGGAGCUAAAGGGAGUAGGAUAAUCGUAACUACUCGCUCUAAGAAGGUAGCUAAGGUCACUAGUAAUUGUCGGCCACAUGUUCUGAGAGGCUUGUCUGGUGAUGAUGCAUGGUUUUUGUUCAAAGAAAUAGCAUUUGAACAAGGAUCUGCAGAUUCGACAAAUUCAGGCUUUGUGGAAAUAGGAAAGCAGAUUUUGGAAAGGUGUCAUGGAGUUCCCUUGGUCAUAAGGACAAUAGCUAGUACCUUAUCUUUUAAAGAAACUGAAACUGAGUGGCUUUCUUUCAAAGAUAAUGAACUUGCUAGAAUAUCUCAAAGAUACGGUGAUAUUUUGCCUACACUUAGGUUGAGUUAUGAUCAUCUCCCAUCUCAUUUGAAGCAUUGCUUUGCUUAUUGCAGACUGUACCCAAAAGAUUAUAAAUUUGAUGUGCAAACACUUGUUCGAAUCUGGAUUGCACUAGGGUUUGUAAAACAAUCAAAUCCUAGUGAAUCUCUUGAAGAGAUUGGGUUCGAGUAUUUUAAAUGUCUGGUUGAAAGAAGUUUCUUUCAAGAGGUAGCAGAAGAUCAAUUUUGGAGGGUAACAUGUAAAAUGCAUGAUUUGAUGCAUGAUCUUGCUGAAUCGGGAAAGAAAUUGCGGAGUUUGUUAUGUUAUGGAGUCAGCUUUGGUGAAAAUAGGAGAGAUGCGAUUUGGGAUUGGAUAAUUUCAAAUGGUAGAUGCUUGCGUGUUUUAGAAUACAAUGGUUUAGAAUUUGUCCCACGUUCCAUUCAUAAGCUGAAACAUUUGAGGUACCUUGAUCUUUCUGAGAAUUAUCUUCUUAAGAUCCUUCCAAAGAGUAUUUGCAAGAUGCAAAAUUUGCAAGUGCUGAAACUUGAUUUUUGUCCCCAACUUGAAGAAUUGCCAAAGAAGAUUGAAAAAUUGGAGAACCUUACCCAUCUUCCGUGUGUUAGUUGUGCCUUAACUCAUAUGCCACGUGGAAUAGGGAAGCUGACUUCGCUUCAGACGUUAAGCAUGUUUGUUGUGGAUGAAGACGGUUCCCAUGGUACUGCUGCUGCAGAUCUAAGUGAAUUGAGUCAGCUCAACAACCUGAGGGGAGAGCUAAAAAUAACAAAUUUGGGAUUCGUGAGAAAUGCAAGAGAGAAGUUUAAAGCUGCUAAUUUGAAAGGGAAGCAACAUCUACGAGAACUGAUUUUAGAAUGGAGAGGUGCUAGUGAUGACGAAGAGAAGUCACUUGAAGACCUCCAGCCCCAUCCUAAUCUGAAGGAGCUCCGAGCUCAAACCCGAAGCCCGUCAGAUACCAAACCCGACCCAGAAUUACAAGACUUGGAGCCCAGACCCGGUUCAGGCCCAAUACCCGAACCAGGCCUGGAUCUGGCCCAAGUAAUUAGGGUUUUAAACCCUAAACCGAAGCCAGUGGUUAGCCGCCGCCGCCAGCAGCAAAGGAACAGCCGCGCCGCCGUCACUGUUCCGGCCCGUCUCGCUCCACUCCGACUGCACCCACCUGCACCAACAGUAACCCCAUCAGUUCCAAAUCAAACCAAUCAAAGGAAAUAG
Molecule: messenger RNA, 2442 nt
Organism: Hibiscus syriacus
Lineage: Eukaryota; Viridiplantae; Streptophyta; Magnoliopsida; Malvales; Malvaceae
Product: putative disease resistance protein RGA3
Exons: 3
Coding region: 1-2442 (813 amino acids)
Biological process (GO): defense response to other organism
Molecular function (GO): protein binding; ADP binding
Source: RefSeq, a predicted model, not a curated record